Molecule: messenger RNA, 1507 nt
Organism: Camelina sativa (false flax)
Lineage: Eukaryota; Viridiplantae; Streptophyta; Magnoliopsida; Brassicales; Brassicaceae
Product: RING/U-box superfamily protein
Biological process (GO): protein ubiquitination
Molecular function (GO): zinc ion binding; ubiquitin-protein transferase activity; RNA-DNA hybrid ribonuclease activity
Source: RefSeq, a predicted model, not a curated record
AUGAUUCAGAAAGAUUCUGAGAUAACCGGAGAUUUCCAAAACCCUAACGGCGAGGGUUCUUCUACGGUGGCUAAAUUUUUGGACAAUAUCACGUACCGAUUGUACAUCAAGGGUUUGGUGAGUGAUGAUGAGACCGUGGUGGAUGGUAACGAAAAGACCGUGAAUGUGGCUGGAGUUGGAGUUGCGAUUUGCGAUGAGAUGGAUAAUUUGCUGUAUGAGAUUAAAGAAUCACUUAGCGACUCUCAGAUUAGCCGCAGAGGAGUAGAGAUCAUGGGACUGAUCCGUGGGUUAAGUGAAUCCUACGAUUUGGGGAUCAGAAACGUUGUGGUUUAUUGUGAUGACCAGUGGAUUUACCAAUCGAUAAUUGGUAGAGCGAAGUCUAAGAAGAAGAUUGACCAUCUUGUGGAAGAGGCUCAAAGCAGUCUAGAAAAAAUGGAUUGUAGUGACGCUGUAUUGGUUGCUCGAAACGAUGUGAAGUUUGCCUUUAGACUUGCAAGAGAGGCCAUAGUUGCUCAAAGCAGAAGCGUUGAUGUAAGGGCAAAACAAGGAGAAGUUUGUGUCAUUUGUCUUGAAGAAACCGAUGACGGGCGCAUGUUCUUUACAGACAAGUGCUCUCACCGUCAUUGUUUUUCUUGUGUAAAACAGCAUGUGGAAGUGAAGCUGCUUAGCGGAAUUGUGCCUACAUGCCUUGACUAUGGAUGCAAGUUUGAGCUCACCCUUGAAAGCUGUAGCAAGGUUUUGACAUCAAAGCUGAUUGACAUGUGGAAACAUAAGAUGAAAGAGGACUAUAUUCCCGCUGCCGAGAAAAUCUAUUGCCCAUAUCCGAGCUGCUCAAUGCUGAUGUCCAGAACCGAGCUUUCUAUUGAAGUUGAGCAAUCAAAUGUUAAGUCAUGUGUCAAAUGUUGUGGACUCUUCUGCGUUGAUUGCAAAGUGCCAUCGCAUACUGGUUUGUCGUGUGCUGAUUACAAGAAACUUCACCCUGACCCUUUAGUUGAUGACUUGAAGCUAAAGUCUCUGGCAAACGACAAUAUGUGGCGUCAAUGUGUCAAGUGUAGGCACUUGAUUGAACUUUCUGAUGGCUGCAACCACAUGACUUGCAGAUGUGGAUAUGAGUUUUGUUACCAAUGUGGGAUUGAAUGGAAGAAGGACCAAAACAUGGUGAUGAUGAUGAUGACAAUGAUGAUACUGACUCAGAACAUUCUUGUGAAGAGGAUAUGUGUGAGUGCUAUUACGAUGAAGAUGGUGUCCGUUGGCGUGACUGGGAAGAUUUUCUACGACGCGCCGCAGCUGAUGAUUGAUGUGGAUGUGGUAUGUGGGUAUCCUUCUCCUGAGGAGAUUUCCAUUGAAGAGGGCAAUGGUGAUGGAAAUGAUGACAAUUGGGACGACUACAACAACUACGGUGGUUUAACUGAUUUUGGAGAUGAAGGAGGCUUUGAUGAGGACUUUUACAGAGAUUAUUAUACUCUUUAAUUUCUGUUUGGAUCAUCAACACAAAGAUUAGACUUUG